AUGUCUGCCAUAUUGGCACACUGUCAGCCAUGGCUGAUCCUGCUGUUUUACCUGGUGUUUUACGGGUUCCUGGCCGGGCUCUUCGCCCUCACCAUGUGGGUGAUGCUGCAGAGCGUCGACCCCCACGUGCCCAAGUUCGAUGUCCCCCCGAUGUCCCCAGGGCUGAUGAUCCGUCCCUGCACCGAGGGUCUCGAUGUCACCUUCAACGUGAGCCAGAGCCAGACCUGGCACCAGUACGUGAGAGCCCUGCACCAGUUCCUGGAGCCGUACAACGACAGCGUCCAGGCGUGGCGUAACGCCGCCUGCGUGCCGGGCCGUUACAACGAGCAGCCGGACGACGGCGUCCCCAACGUCCCCAAGCGCGCCUGCCGCUUCAACCGCUCCCUGCUGGGACCCUGCGCCGGCCUCGCGCCCCACGGCGACUACGGCUACGGCCACGGCCAGCCCUGCGUGCUGGUCAAGGUCAACCCUCCCCCAGGGACAUUUUGGGGACCCCCCCCUGUCCCCCCCCAGCGCGAGGAGGACGCGGCUCUGCUGGGCCCCCUGCAGCUCUUCCCCCCCAACGGCUCCAUCGACCUCAUGUACUUCCCCUACUACGGGAAACGAGUGCACGCCAAGAUGGCGGCCGUGCCGCUGGCCAAGAUGGCGGCCGUGAGUGUGGCGAUAAGAAACAAGAUGGCGGCCGCCACGGGGACGGUGCUGAGCAACGUUCGGGUUCAAGAUGGCCGCCACCGGAUGUAG
Molecule: messenger RNA, 741 nt
Organism: Sturnus vulgaris (Common starling)
Lineage: Eukaryota; Metazoa; Chordata; Aves; Passeriformes; Sturnidae
Source: RefSeq, a predicted model, not a curated record